Messenger RNA from Phyllotreta striolata, 752 nucleotides. Lineage: Eukaryota; Metazoa; Arthropoda; Insecta; Coleoptera; Chrysomelidae. The record is from the annotation of a GenBank genome assembly.
UUUAUUGUUUUGACUUUAAUAUAAGUAUGUGGAAAACAAUUAUUUUAGAUAAUAACGUUUAUUUGCUAAAACAUAAAGAAAUUGGGAAUAUUUACGAGAUAUCUCUAACGAACCUCGCACAAAUCUGGUUCUGUAAAGUGUCUGGUGAUGUAAUUUAUAAAAUAUUCCAGGAAUGUAAUCCUAUAGUGGAGAUUAAGCAAGAUGAAGCCUUAAAGCAAGUUUUUGAAUUAUUAAAAGAUACCGAUAAAUCCGAAAUUAAAAUUAGCAUACUCGAUUCUUCUGCGAAACUUUGCAUAGCUAGCGAUUUAUCGGAGUGUGUUGAUGCGAAAUUUAAAAUCAAAUUCGAAGUGGAACUUCAAAAGGCAGAAGCUGAAUUGUUACGAGAAGGGUUAAUUGUACCGCUGAUACAAACUGUGAUAUUGUUGGAAAAACGGCAAAAUAUGAUGAAAAAUUUGCUGAUAAAGAAAGAUAGGGAAUUGGAGGAAUAUCGGAUCGAAAAAGGAACGAUUACCAGAGGUGACCUUACGACUGAGAAAUUUUCAUCGGAAAGCCUUGUUUCGUCUAGUAACAAUCUUUUGUUAAAUGUUCUAGAGAAUGUGGAGGAAAUUAUUGGAAAAACUUAUGGAAAAAUCGAAGAAAAAGUCACAGAAGUCGAAGUGGAACCGUGGAAUAAGGUGAAGAGAAAAAGGAAAGUUUACAGCAAAGAAACCGCAGCCAAAGCACAAUAUAGUAUAUAUAACAGAAAAAAAUAA